UUGAAAACAGCUGUUUGGUUAAAGAUACAAAGGAAGUAUAAACAAGUUUAGGUUUUUUUUCCUUUGUUAAGUAUCGUUAAUAAUAAUAAAUAGAGGAUAAUUACUGGUUUUUUGGAGAAUAUAGAUUUUAUCUCAGUACCUUAUAAGGCUCUCUUCGUAGUGUCAACUAGUACCGUCUAUGCUCUCUUUAAUGGCAUUUGACAAAGAAAAUUCUAGAAGAAAACUUAUACAAUUCUUUAUUGCCUUAAGAGAUGUUGGAAAGGAAGCUAGGUACCACAUCUGUGAUGCAUUAGAUCCUUCGCAUGAAUGGGAACGCAAAAAACAAUUUGUUGGUAUUGCUCUUGUCUCAAAGGACGAAAUUUUAAAUGAAAACUUUUCCAUUUUCAAGGACUUUACACGAUAUUUGCAUGCACUAUCUGACAAAAGAACGCUGCAGUCGAGAGUGGUAUAUCAUGAACGUAUUGCUGUAGCUUUAAAUGCUGGUGCUAAGAACUUUUACGAACAUGGAGAAUGUCGUCUGUUGGAUCCUAGUAGGAAACUUCUAUUUGAAAUCAUUGAUGAAGAGAUUGAAAGUAAAACAGGAAAUAUAAUGGACAACACAAAUAAGAUAAUAACUUUUGACAAGGGUGGAAAGGGUGUUUUAAAAAAUAUGAAAAAAUCAUAUACUAAAUUAUUUCAUGGGUUAAACGAUUCUGUCAUACUUCUGUUCUCGUAUUUUAUUCCAUGUUCUAUUGAUUUCUAUAAUUGCUCUAGACUAAUUCACAAGUUUGUCAAUGUUUCUGGUCUUAACAUGGCGAUCUGUUACGAAAGUAUUUAUAAGUUUUCCGACAAAUGUUUAUCCUUAAGCCAGAUAACUAUGGAAAACGUAGUUGUUGUUGACUGUGACGAAAUAUGGACAGAAAUUCGAAGCCAAAUAAAGCCUUUAAUUAACACAGAUACAUUUCGAUUUAAAUAUGAGUUUCUUAACGGCGAGUAUGAUAAUGACUUUGAUGAUGAUUUUGAAGAUUUCGCUGACGAUGUUUUGGACUUUAGAAAGAGUACACGUAUGAGGCAGUUUGGGAAAGCACUUUGUAGAAAGAUGAUGAAACGAUACAACAAAUUUCAUUUCUUUAAAAUAGUUGAUAUGAUAAGAAAUAUAAAGAAAAUGUAA
Ruditapes philippinarum (Manila clam) is the source of this 1150-nucleotide messenger RNA. RefSeq lists its product as uncharacterized. The transcript has 2 exons. Bases 179 to 1150 code for a protein of 323 amino acids. The record is from RefSeq and is a predicted model, not a curated record. Lineage: Eukaryota; Metazoa; Mollusca; Bivalvia; Venerida; Veneridae.